Messenger RNA from Triticum dicoccoides, 3090 nucleotides. RefSeq names its product putative pentatricopeptide repeat-containing protein At3g47840. The transcript has a single exon. Gene Ontology annotation, biological process: RNA modification. Bases 168 to 2324 code for a protein of 718 amino acids. The record is from RefSeq and is a predicted model, not a curated record. NCBI's taxonomy places the organism in Eukaryota, Viridiplantae, Streptophyta, Magnoliopsida, Poales, Poaceae. Gene Ontology annotation, molecular function: RNA binding; protein binding. Gene Ontology annotation, cellular component: intracellular membrane-bounded organelle.
UAUUUAGGGAAAACAGUCGUGCUCUCGCGCGCUUCGCCGCGAAGAGCCCAGCUCCGGCCGGUGAAGCGCCGUACCGCUGAGGGGAAACCACGCCGCGCAGCCGUGGGGAAAAGGCAGGAGCGCCGCCGCGGGCCGGGGAGGAGUUCCAGGCCGCCGAGGGGACUCAAAUGGUGUUGCGCUUCGCUCCCCGCGUGAAAUCUCCCCGUCUCGGUCGCUCCAUGUGGGCCGAAGCUGCUCCUCUUCGUCCCGAACCACACCCACCGCCCGUCUUCUCCGUGCCGCCACUGCAAGACCUCAACGCUCGGCUGAAGCGCCUGGUCCAGUCGGGCCGGCUACCCGACGCGCAGGCCCUGUUCGACGGAGCGCCGCACCACGACGAGGCCUCCUACUCCGCCCUGCUCGCGGGCCAUGCUGCGGCGGGGGAUGUCACCGGCGCCAUGGCGCUCUUCUCCCGCAUCCGCGCAUCCUCGCUCCCGGCCGCUGACCCCUUCGUGCUCAGCCUCGCGUUCAAGGCCUGCGCCGCGGCCGCCGACGCCAGCCACGCCGCGUCACUGCACGCCUUCGCCGUCAGGUCCUCGGCCGUCUCCUCCGUCUUCGUCGCCACCGCGCUGGCCGACGCCUACGCCAAGGCAGGCUGCCUCGCGCAAGCGCUCAGGGUGUUCGACGAAAUGCCGCUCAAGAACGUGGUCUCCUGGACCACGCUCAUCUCCGCACUGGCGCGGGCCGGCCGCCGCCACGACGCGGUCCGCCGAUUCGCUGAGAUGCGCGCCUCCGGCAUGCCCUGUGACUCGCACGCCUUCGCGGCCGCGCUCACCGCGUGCGCUGACACCGGGCUGCUGUCGCGCGGCCGUGAGGUGCACGCGCUCUGCGCCAAGCUCGGCUUCGACGCCACGCCCUACGUCGCCAACACACUCGCCACGCUGUACGCGCGCUGCGGGGACGUCCACCGUGCAAUGGCUGCGGUCGGACGCAUGGGCUCGCGAGACGUUGCCGCGUGGACGACGGUGAUAUCCUCCUACGCACAGACUGGUCGUGCCAAGGAAGCCAUCCUGGCAUUCGUCGCGAUGCUUCGUGACGGGGCAUCGAAGGCGGCCAGGCCCAACGAAUACACAUACGCUGCAGUUAUUGCUGCGUGUGCAAAUAUUUCGUGUGUAUAUCUUGGAGAGCAGUUGCACGCUCAAGCUGCACAAAGAGGGUUCGCCAGUGCGCGCUCGGUGGCCAAUUCACUCGUCACACUCUAUGCCCGCGCCGCCGGUCGUCUGUCAGCAGCCGAUGCCGUGUUCUGUGAAAGUGCUGCCAAGGAUGUUGUCUCUUGGAGUGCAAUCAUAUCAGGCUAUGCGCAGGAAGGGCUUGCCGGGGAGGCUUUCGCCCUGUUUACUGAAAUGCGACGGCACCAUUGUCCUCGUCCGAAUGAGUUUACUCUUGCCAGUCUCCUCAGUGCGUGCGCAACUGCUGCGUCACUGGACGCUGGUCGCCAACUCCAUGCACUUGCUGUCGCUGCUGGACUUGAACACCAUGCCAUGGUCAGGAGUGCGCUCAUUGACAUGUAUGGAAAGAGUGGCAGCAUGUCAGAUGCUGAUGUUGUAUUUUCGAAUCGCACGAAAGAUGAUGUGGUUUCGUGGACUGCGAUGAUCGUCGGGAAUGCUGAGCAUGGCCACAGUGAAAGGGCACUUGAAUUGUUUGAGGAAAUGUGCCGUGUUGGGCUAAAGCCGGACCAUGUUGCGUUCAUAGGUGUGCUCAGUGCUUGCUGUCAUGCUGGGGCAGUUGAGCUUGGGUUGAGGUACCUCAAUGCAAUGAGCAAAAGCUAUGGACUGGAGCCCGCAAAGGAGCACUAUGGCUGUGUCGUGGAUUUGUUGGGCAGAGCUGGUAGAAUAGAUGAGGCUGAGGAGUUGAUUGGUGGUAUGGUAGCUAAUGAAAGAGAUGGUGUUGUUUGGACAUCUUUGCUUAGGGCAUGUGCAGCUCGAGGGGAAGAGGAAACCGGAAAGAAAGCUGCAGAGAGGGCAAUGGAGGCAGAGCCAUGGGGUGCAGGAGCACAUGUGGCAAUGGCAAAUCUGUACGCCAGCAAGGGACAAUGGUGUGAGGCAGCACAAGAGAGACAUAUGAUGAAGCAGAAAGGGGUUGUGAAAGGAGUAGGGUGGUCAUCAGUCACAGUUGGAGGGGAGGAGAGGGGAGUUGGGGUGUUUGUUGCAGGUGACCGUACACAUCCCCAAGACAAUGUGAUCUAUGAGAUGCUUGACUUGAUUUACUAUGGAGUUGGAAUGGCCCGGUAUGUACCCGAUCAGAUGAAUUUAGCAUCUGAGGUGGAGCUAAUGGUUAACACUUAGUAGUUAACUGAGUAAUUUCAGAAGGAGAUAGGCUUGAAAAGAAAAGUACAUAAGUCCUUGGCACGAUGAGCACAAUGCAGCCAUGCGACUUAAAAGCUCUGCUGCUGUGCUGAAGUCCUGAUUUGAUACUCCCUCUGUUCCAAAUUUGAACUAAAACCACGACAAGUAAUUUGGAACAGAGGGAGUAGUUCUUUGGUAAUACUACUGGGGCUUUGAUCUUGGUACGCUUUUGAUAAGAUGGUGACUGCUGCAGCAUAUAUGUACGAGGCAAGAAUUCUCUGUUGAAGCUUUAGCGCUCAGGCUGGUGCCAAAAGUAGCAGUUCUGUGUCUACCACAGAUCAGAGCACAAAGUUCUGAUAUCUGCAUCAGAAUCGCAUUGAAGAUCACUCCUUGCUCUAUGAACUAAUACAUGUUUGCGACAUUGCACAAAGGCUUGGACCUGACAUUGAUGUGACGAAGUGUGUGCCUCACUGAUCCCUUCUUUUGAAGGAAGCCAGGCCACAUAGAUAUAUCAGCAUUCUUUCCAGCAACAUUGCGGCACCGGUGGCACCCAAAGCCGUGUCAACUUGUAUAUCAUACUAAUUGGUUAGUAUCUUAAUUCUUCACCAAAAUAUUGAUAGCUGGGUGGUGAUUCAGCUGAAGCUGGGUAGACAUCAACCUGGCCGAUAAUUUGAGUCCGGGUUUGCAGAGUUGAUGCCUUCAGUCAUUUUGAGAGAAUUGCUACUCCCUCCGUUUCGAAUUAUAAGAUGUUUUAACUUUUUCUGAA